UUUCCCAAAAACUCCACUUAGAGCUUAGAUCCAAACGCCAAUUAAAUAUUGCGUUGUCUGCGUUGCCAGCUGUAGUUCACGUGACUGAAUAACACUGCUGGCAGCAGUUCCAACCUGUUCGAUUUCUAACCUUCCAAUAUACGUAGUGUUACCGAGUAUACCAACCAAAUAUGGAUUUUAAGAAUAAAGUCGUGGUUGUCACCGGUGCUAGCUCCGGCAUCGGAGCUGAAACAGCUCGACAAUUUGCCACCCUCUCCGCGAACCUUGUACUUACCGGACGAAACGAAGAAAAUCUCAAAUCACUCGCCGCCGAUUGCCUCAAAGCAAACAAAGAUUCCAUUCCGCUUGUGCUCGUUGGUGACUUGUGUGAUGAACAAUUCGUAGCAGGAAUUAUUGAUGAAACAAUUAAGAAAUUCAAUAAAAUCGAUGUCCUGGUCAACAAUGCCGGCGUCCUGGAGAAUGGCAGCAUUGAAACAACCUCCUUGGAUCAGCUGGAUAGGGUGAUGAAUGUUAAUGUGAGAGCAGUGUAUCAACUCACAAAUCUAGCUGUUCCUCAUUUGAUUAAAUCCAAAGGAAACAUUGUGAAUGUCUCCAGUGUAGUGGGCUUGAGAGCAUUCCCAAAUGUUCUUGCUUACUGCAUGUCAAAAGCAGCACUUGAUCAGUUCACAAGAUGCAUUGCCUUGGAAUUAGCUAGCAAAGGAGUGAGAGUGAAUUCUGUGAAUCCUGGAGUGGUGGUCACCAAUCUUCAUAAGAGAGCAGGGAUGGAUAAUCAGCAAUAUGAUGAAUUUGUUGAGAGGUGUAAGACUACACAACCUUUGGGGAGAGCAGGAAAUGUAGAGGAAGUUGCAAAAAGUAUUUUGUUCCUUGCCAGUGAUAAUGCGUCGUUCAUAACCGCAGCGACGCUUCCUGUUGAUGGUGGAAAACAUGCGCUUUGUCCUAGAUAAAUACAUAUCAUGUUAAUCAUUAUGUGCUGCUGUUUAAAACUUGAAAUAAAUAUUUUGAACAAAAA
This is a messenger RNA of Dalotia coriaria, 1009 nucleotides long. RefSeq names its product meso-2,3-butanediol dehydrogenase-like. The transcript has a single exon. Lineage: Eukaryota; Metazoa; Arthropoda; Insecta; Coleoptera; Staphylinidae. The coding region runs from base 171 to 944 and encodes 257 amino acids. Gene Ontology annotation, molecular function: oxidoreductase activity. The record is from RefSeq and is a predicted model, not a curated record.